Messenger RNA from Candida tropicalis MYA-3404, 261 nucleotides. RefSeq names its product mRNA splicing protein. The transcript has a single exon. NCBI's taxonomy places the organism in Eukaryota, Fungi, Ascomycota, Pichiomycetes, Serinales, Debaryomycetaceae. Gene Ontology annotation, biological process: spliceosomal snRNP assembly; mRNA splicing, via spliceosome. Gene Ontology annotation, cellular component: precatalytic spliceosome; U4/U6 x U5 tri-snRNP complex; U4 snRNP. The coding region runs from base 1 to 261 and encodes 86 amino acids. The record is from RefSeq and is a predicted model, not a curated record. Gene Ontology annotation, molecular function: RNA binding.
AUGUCAUCAAAACAAGGUAAACAGUCUAACCUUCCCCCAAUCAACCUUAUAUUUAAAUUUUUGCAACAACAAUCUUUGGUUAAUAUAUGGUUAUAUGAGCAAACACAAUCUAGAAUACAGGGGAAAAUAAGAGGAUUUGAUGAAUUCAUGAAUAUUGUCAUUGACGAUGCAGUAGAAAUAUGUAAUGGUAAUAAAGAAGAAUUAGGAAGAAUUCUAUUGAAAGGUGAUAAUAUUACAUUGAUUUCGAGUUUAGACGUAUAG